CUUAAAUGCGGUUAAAUAAUAAAAUUGAUAUAGUUUUAUCAAAGGAUAGCAUAAUAUCUGAUGUGUCUUAGACCAAUAUUUUUGCACUGUGUUUAGUUAAAUGGUAUUUCGAUAAGUCUUCACAUCAGGAAAAGCGCGGUCUGGUCUUCUGUCACGCUCAGUUGUUUGUUAUGAGUAAUUUUGUAGAAGAUUCUGAAAUCGAGACUAAUUAUACUGAAAUAGUCGAUGGCUUCGAGAAGUUGGAGUUAAAACCAGAACUUCUUCGUGGUAUAUAUGGUUAUGGUUAUGAAAAGCCAUCGGCCAUUCAACAGCGAGCUAUUAAGCCAUCUAUCGAGGGUCGUGAUGUUAUCGCUCAAGCUCAGUCCGGUACAGGGAAAACGGCAACAUUUGCCAUCAGCAUUUUACAAAGGAUAGAUAUUACAUCAAACACUUGUCAAGCCCUUGUCCUCGUACCAACCAGGGAACUUGCAAGACAAAUCCAAACGGUUAUGCAACGCAUUGGUUCCUAUCUAACCGUCAAAUGCCAUACAUGUAUCGGGGGGACAAGGACCUCUCAUGAUAUGGCGUGCCUCCAACAGGGUCAGCAUGUUGUUGUGGGUACUCCUGGUCGUGUUUUUGAUAUGAUGAAUCGUAAUACUCUGGCAACCGCUAAUAUCAAGGUUUUCGUGUUGGACGAAGCUGAUCAAAUGCUUGAUCGUGGUUUUGAACCCCAAAUUAAAGAAAUAUAUAGAUUUUUACCUGACACUUCUCAAAUCAUGUUACUGUCUGCGACUAUGCCGAAACCAAUGCUUUCUAUUGCACGGAGUAUAAUGCAUGAUCCUGUUCAAAUACUGAUUAAGAAAGAAGAAUUAACAUUGGAUGGGAUCAAACAGUUUUAUAUCAAUGUGUGCAGAGAAGAAUACAAAUUAGAGACCUUAAUGGACUUAUAUGGAAUAAUGAAUUUAAGUCAAGUCGUUAUUUUCGUUAACUCUGUAAACAAGUCCACACAUAUUUGUAAUGAGCUUAGGCUCAAAAAGUUCCAAGUUUCGUGCAUUCAUAGUGAUAUGGAUCAAGAAAAACGUGAUGCAGUUAUGGAGGAAUUCCGUAGUGGGAGAUCACGAAUUUUGCUAUCCACUGAUAUUCUGGCGCGUGGUAUUGAUGUACAGCAAGUCUCUCUAGUCGUUAACUAUGACUUACCUAGUAAUCGUGAGACAUAUAUUCACAGAAUCGGGAGAGGAGGUCGUUUUGGAAGAAAAGGUACAGCCAUCAACUUCAUCACUGAUUCAGAAAUAGAAGCUCUGAGUGACUUGCAGCAAUAUUUCAACACAGAAAUUCUUGAGAUGCCUGAUGACAUUGUUGAUUUUCUGUAACCUAAAUUUGAGCCCACUUAUACAUUUAAUAUUUGUUCCUAGCUGAGUAACUUUCAGUCUUCAUUGUUGGUUAUCUGGUCACUAAUUUUCGAGUUUUAUUUUUCCAUCUAACACCGCCCUUGUCAUCACAUCUUUGGGUGUUACUACUUCUGAUUCUUCAAUUUGUUCACUGCGGUGCUUAAUUGGGAAAUAAAUUAGAAUUCGCGCAUUUCGAACUUCAGUCGUUUGAUUUCAUGUUAUGUUGAAAGGUUUGUCUUCAGUUCUCAGUUAAAGGUAAUAAUAGUAUUGAAUAUUGAUGACUAAAAUAAAAAACCUGGCUCUAACUUUUUUGCACCGGGCUUCUAUUCCAGAGGUUACAGGUUCGUGUCCUGUUCAGGACGGACACCAUUAACCUCCAGAUGCCAUGGUAAGGUCGAGGGCGGGGACAGUCCGUUCCCCUCUCUAAAUGCUCUUACAUAGCCAUGUAUAUACAACAACUGUCAAAAUCUCUACUCACUGCCUUUUCUCGGCGGGGUUGUUGUCUACGAAAUUAAGAGGACGAAAAACGAAUGUCCGACGCUUUAACUCGGUUGGUGGAUAUGGAGGACCCACCUAGGGGAGUCGGAAAACCUUGAUUCCAAAUCAAAGAUGCACAUGGGUUCCAGGAUCCUGAGAGAAAAAAUGACGUGUAAACCAAUUCUUAGUCACCGGUUACCAUGGGACUGCAUCUCCUUAAGUUGCUCCACUGCCUUGUAGAUUAGAUCUUUAGGUCAAAGGCUUGGAGAGUGGUUUUCUAAGGGAACAAUCUGUUUCGGUUUUGGGGCCCAGCCCUCACACAAAUCGAAUGAUUCGUGAGGCGCGUCCGUAUUUAGUGAUUCUUUGUAUCAAUGUUUAUGUGUUUCAAUAAGAAAUGUCCAUAUAGUUCGACAAAGUUUAAUAACCGACACGUUUCGUUUACAAACGUUUUAUCUAGUGUGAUUUAAAAUUGUGGUAUUUCGUGAAGACAUCAACUUAUGUUCGUCCUUAUAUAGUAAUCAACUUAAUCUUAUUAGCAUGAGUUGUUUUUAAGGUCGUUUCGCGGAACAGAUCUCUUCAUAUUAAAUAGAGCUAUUACCUUUUCAGACUGUAUUCUAAUUAAGGAACUGGGUUGGAUUAUGACUAAUGGAACAUCCAUUUACCAUAUAUUGCCAUUCAGAAUACCGUUCUAGGUAUUGCUGGUCGUUUACAACAAGGGAUUGUAAAGUUAUCCUUAGAUACUAGUGCUAUACAUUUGAAUAAAGUGCUCAGCUAUAUUUUCAAGCCGAUGGGUUUUCCAUGGAAUGUUCGUGAGUGAUACAUAGUAAUGAUGAACUUCUGCUUGGUAGAGGUUAAGGUCUAGUUAGAUACACAAUUGUAUGUUAUUAUUGCAUCGAUUUAUGUGUAAUGACGGUUUAUAAAAUAGUGUUAGUGUACAAGUCAUUAGAACCGUUAAAGCAUUGUCGUCAAACGUUUUCUUCGGUUGGGAUGAGUUUAUUGUUUUCAGGCAAUUUUCGUAGAUUUUCCUAGUCACUGUAUAGUAGUAGAAAAAUCCGGUUGAUUGCUACUAUGGUAAAAGAUAUAUUGAUGACACUAACUUAUUAGCAAAUUACUUUUUAAGACUGGUUUAGUGCGUAGUACUUUCAUUUGUUAAGUGGAAGGUCCGAGGCAGGGUUCACCUCUAUACGACCAGACUCGGUAUCGUUAGCCCUCAUAAGUAUGGUAUCCAAACGAAGAAAAAAUGAAUGGCAACUGCUAGCAAUUCUUAUGAACUGUUAUUACGUAUGUCCUUAUUGGGUAAUUAUUAAGUAACGAGUAUGUGUGCACGUUCGCAUUCCUUUAUUCACGAUUUUUCAUUUCACCUGAUGUUUACUGUUACGCGAUAUACUAUUCUUAAUUUAUAUCCAAUCUUUUAGUUACAGCCUCCUUCACUGACACCCACAUUUGGCUUGAUCUUGUAUAAUAAUUAUUUUUCAUUUUGUGGUGUGGUCUAGCCUACUUGUGCAAUCUUUCUCUUAUAUAUUACCACCUCUGAAUUAACUACUUUUAUGAAUCCGGUGUCCAUCUUGUUGUGUUAAUGAGGUAUGGCAACUUGGACCGGUGCAUAUAUAUGCAUGGUCCUACGUUGUAGCUGACUGACUUGUAUAUAAAACACGUAUGUCUGAAAUAUAGGAUCCAUGUAGCGGAGGCUGAUAUUUGUGUUACGGACUGGAAGGGCCAUACUAGGGAAUAAGCUACCAUUAUAAGACCAAUAAGUAUUCAAAGUUGACUCAAGGCUGCUAGUGCUAGUUGACAUGUCAUCAGUUUAGCACAAACUCAGGGUCAUAAAAUCCGGUAUUCUGGUUAUUGGUCCUGUCACGUGAUAUUUGAAGGACCAGAGGACAACAAUAGACUAUGGGUGUACAUGAAUCUUUACUCGUUAAAAUGCUCUUUAGAUAAAAGUUAUAUACUAGUUGUAGGUGUAUAAGGAACGAGUCGAUCAGAUCACAACGAUGUGGACCAUAAAGCGGCUUUCGUGAAUCUAUGUUACAGAAUUCUUAAUGCAUGAAGACUAUUAGCUGUCUCAAAAGCUACCAGUCGAGCUAGAGCUCAUGGCGAACUAUCGUCUGAUUUUGCAACCUCGUGGUGUCCGGCGAUGUCGUACACUAUCUCCAUUUUUGUUCAUUUUCACCAUAGACUAACUGGUGGAAAUAACUCUCUUGUCGACUGAGUUCUCGGGCAUUGAUCUCCUACCAGGAGGUCCACUUACCAACUUAGCAUACGCAGAUGUUAUAGUCCUGUUUGUUGAAGACGCUUAUUUAUUUAUUUGAACACAUGAAUAUUGGUACAAGAGAGCGCCAAUAUAUAUGCGCCACACAAAACAAUGAGAAUUCGAAGAGAGAUACAAAAGAAAAAAAAGCUGAGCGCUAAAAAAAGAGAACAACAACGAAGAGAUUGGUGUAAGGUAGUGUGGUAGUAAUGAGGGAACGGAAAGGUACAAUCGGAAGAAAUCUUUCAAGUAAGGGAG
Molecule: messenger RNA, 4350 nt
Organism: Schistosoma haematobium
Lineage: Eukaryota; Metazoa; Platyhelminthes; Trematoda; Strigeidida; Schistosomatidae
Gene: EIF4A2
Product: Eukaryotic initiation factor 4A-II
Exons: 6
Coding region: 171-1349 (392 amino acids)
Molecular function (GO): RNA binding; RNA helicase activity; ATP binding
Source: RefSeq, a predicted model, not a curated record